AAUUAAUUGACAAUAAGGGAUAUAAAGAUUUUUAUGUCUCCAGUAUCGAAACAGAAACCCAUUUUUGAAUAAAAAAUAUGGUAGAAAUUGUUGAUGAUCUAGAAUUGCUAACGGAACCAAUGGCGUCCUAACACUAGCCAGGAUUAGAGACAUGAUUCGUUGCAUAUAUAGAAAAGAUCAUAAUGUGGGCCCAGCCCAGCAAUGAAGUUACUUUGGACCAAAUUUUGAUAAAAUGGUGCCAUUAAUCAUUUAAACCAUCAACCAUGACAAACAUAGAACCAUAUCAGCAGCUUCCUCAAGUUACUAUGGCAACAGAUACACAAGUUCAACAACCAGUUGUUAUGCAAGGAAUGCCUCUACAAUUACUUCAAGGUCAAAUGUCACUACAGCAAAAUCAAAUUCCAAUGCAGCAGGGUAAUUUACCAUUCCAACAAGGUCAAAUUCCAAUCCAACAAGGUCAAUUCCAAAUACAGCAAGGACAGUUUCCCAUUCAUCAAGGACAAUUUCAAGUUCAAGGUCAGCUUCAGCAAGGACAACCUCAGGUGAUACAGUUAGGACAAAAUGGCCUUUUCCAAGGUCAACAAUUCUUACAGAUGUUGCCUAAUGGUCAGCUGAUUCAAGGUCAACCAAUUCAGAUUCAAGGUCAACCUACACAAAUACCUCAACAGAUUUUCUUACAAGGUCAAAACCAGACAUCUGGUCAAUAUGUCCCAUUCUCCAACUUUAACCAAGGUCAGUUCUUGAGCCAGUUUCAAGGUCAAAGCCAAGUAGUACAGAACCAAGAUGGACAAGCUGUGAUAUAUCAGCAACCAGAUUUACAAAUAAAACAAGAGGACACGUCACAAGACGAACAAGAUGCUACACCAGUAACCACAGAAGAAUCAGCCAAUGAAAUCAACCAAAAUAAUGGCUCACCGCUGACAACCUCACAGUUUAACCAGCAACAAACAUUGCAGUCAACUCUAUCACAGUUUCUAUCCUCAGGUAACCAGAUUACUUAUCCACAAAUAGUAAACCAGACACCAGGACAGUCACAAGUAAACCUAUCGCAGAUACCGAUCAUACAACCCAACGGGCAAGUCAUGACUGCCAGUUCAUCACCUGUCACUCCUCAGAUCUUACAGGCAAAUGGGCAAGUUAUUCCUGUCAGCUCAUCUUCUUCCACCAUGCCACAGAUUCUUCAGGCAAAUGGGCAAGUUAUGCCUGUUUGCUCAUCUUCUUCCACCAUGCCGCAGAUCCUUCAGGCAAAUGGGCAAGUUAUGCCUGUUUGCUCAUCUUCUUCCACCAUGCCGCAGAUCCUUCAGGCAAAUGGGCAAGUUAUGCCUGUUUGCUCAUCUUCAUCUACUCUGUCACAAAUCUUUCAGGCAAAUGGGCAAGUAAUUCCAGUCAGUUCAUCCUCGUCAACCAUGCCACAGAUUAUACAGAAUGGAACCAUGCCACAGCUUGUACAGACAGGUGUGGCGCCAUCUGUAUUUCAGUCAGGUCAGGUAAUUCAAAGUGGGAUGUUAACACAGGGAGGUAACCUUAUUUCACCAUCUUUGACACAGCCUACUGGAACAUCAAACACCAUGGGAACAGCUCAGGUCAUACAACUUGGACAGUUGCCAGCAGGUUUUCAGAUGUCUUCUAAUGGUGGACAACAAAUUAUGGUUUUAAAUGGAGCCAAUUUACAGAGAAUGCCAAUAAGUGACAACAAUGAAGAGGAACCUCUUUAUGUCAAUGCCAAGCAAUAUCACCGGAUACUGAAACGUAGACAGGCUAGAGCUAAACUAGAGGCUCAAGGCAAAAUUCCAAAGGAGAGACGGAAAUAUUUGCACGAGUCGAGACAUAAACAUGCAAUGCAGAGAUGUCGAGGAGAUGGAGGUCGAUUCUUUACAACAAAACUAGAACCAAAUGAUGAAGGAUAUGACUUCAAAUCAGAACAAUCUGAUGAAAUAACUGAUGCAUCAGCAGUUACAGACUUUUUGAAUCUUGAGGAUAGUGACCUUCGACCUCUAAAGAUAAGUGAAGACAACAGCUGACAGAGAUAAGACGGAUGUGACAGAACAACUGGCAGCAGGGGGGUUAACUAUAUCCAGUCAUUAUAUGUGCCAUAUUAACAAAACACGGCUAGCGAUAGCCAGACUAUUUUUGUACCAAGUAUGUCUUAGUCUGUUGUGACUUGAACUUUCAGAUUACUGGUCAUGCAGGGAAACUGGACACAGUAGCAGACUAUGGUAGCCUAUUAAUA
Mytilus trossulus (common blue mussel) is the source of this 2230-nucleotide messenger RNA. Its product is annotated as nuclear transcription factor Y subunit alpha-like. Gene Ontology annotation, biological process: regulation of transcription by RNA polymerase II. Lineage: Eukaryota; Metazoa; Mollusca; Bivalvia; Mytilida; Mytilidae. The transcript is spliced from 8 exons. The coding region runs from base 264 to 2021 and encodes 585 amino acids. Gene Ontology annotation, molecular function: DNA-binding transcription factor activity, RNA polymerase II-specific; DNA binding. Gene Ontology annotation, cellular component: CCAAT-binding factor complex. The record is from RefSeq and is a predicted model, not a curated record.